Molecule: messenger RNA, 522 nt
Organism: Manis pentadactyla (Chinese pangolin)
Lineage: Eukaryota; Metazoa; Chordata; Mammalia; Pholidota; Manidae
Product: short transmembrane mitochondrial protein 1-like
Source: RefSeq, a predicted model, not a curated record
CGGCGGGCUCCGCCCCUCUCCCCCGCGGAGGCAGGCUGGGACCGGCCCACGGCGGUGACACCCUUCGUUCCCUCUUGUCGACAGACAUGCUCCAGUUCUUGCUUGGAUUUACUUUUGGCAACCUGGUUGGAAUGUAUCUGGCUCAAAACUAUGACAUACCAAACCUGGCUAAAAAACUUGAAGAAAUUAAAAAGGACUUGGAUGCUAAGAAGAAACCCCCUAGUUCAUGAGGCUGACUCCAGCACUGCCUUCUGGAUAUACUGAUUCUACUGUUCUUGAGGGCCUCCUUUGCCAUCUGAACCAAAGCUUUGGUUUUACUCUCCAGCCUCAGCGAUUUUCUUCUUUUCUAAACCCUGCAUUGCCUUGGAGCACAAAUGGCACCAUAAGUUCAGAACUACCCUUGCUUUUCCAGCAUCCUCCCUUCUUCCUUUCCUCCUUCCUGUGCCUGGGAGGUCCUGGACUGGUAUGAUGGUGCUAGAUGAGUAAACAUGACCUUUAAUUACUAGUCUCUCCUGUAUUCUU